AUGGAAGUUGAUUUAAAAUGUAAUGUUGCUCAAUGUAGAAAAAAUUUAAUUGAUUGUGCAAAUAAUACAUUUACAUCGGCUUUAGUUUGUCCUGCUUGUGAGACCAGUCUUACUGAAAACGAUGAUAUUGUAUUCACAGAUUUAAAUCCAAAUGAAGAUUAUAAAGCUUCUGUACUAUCAGGCCUAAGACCAGAUAUUAUAGUGGAGAUUUGUUCACGUUCAUUAUCAUUUUGGACAUAUCAAACAACUCAAGAAGCUUAUUUCCAAAAAAUGUUGUAUAAAAAUUUACAAGAAAAAUGUUCACAAUUAGAAAAACAAAUGCAGUCAGUAAUAAGAGACGCACAGGAGGAAAUUGCAUCAUUGAAAUCUAAAGUACAAGCGAUACAAAAAGAUCUGGAACUAGAAAAGCACAAGAAUCAUGAUUUUGCUGAACAAUUACAAGAAAAAACACGACAAUUUUCAAAAUUACAGAUUAUGUAUGACAAAUUAAAACGUCGCUCUUUAGUCCCAGCAAUGCAACAAACAGUACAAAAUACAAAUAAUGGUGAUGGUAAUGGAAUCACUGGAAUUGGAAGUCAACAAGGAACAAAUAGAUUAUACGGUAAUCAUCCACAAUCAUGGAAUUUAAAGAAUAAUUCUCAAGAAUAUCGUCUAAAUAGUGAUCAAAUUCCAUUCGCACCAUGCAAUGUAAACGGAGGGCGUAAAAUAACUGAUGGUAAUGAUGCUAAUAAGAAUUUUCAAUCUAAUGCACACUUUCCACCAAUAAGAAAUCCUUUUGUAAUGAAAUCAAAUACCGGAAUGAGAGUGAUGGCACCAUCAGGAGGAGUGAGAUAA
Messenger RNA from Entrophospora candida, 834 nucleotides. The record is from the annotation of a GenBank genome assembly. Lineage: Eukaryota; Fungi; Glomeromycota; Glomeromycetes; Entrophosporales; Entrophosporaceae.